Messenger RNA from Terrapene triunguis (Three-toed box turtle), 1323 nucleotides. Its product is annotated as seizure protein 6 homolog. NCBI's taxonomy places the organism in Eukaryota, Metazoa, Chordata, Testudines, Emydidae. The annotation marks the transcript as partial. The transcript is spliced from 8 exons. Gene Ontology annotation, biological process: synapse maturation. The record is from RefSeq and is a predicted model, not a curated record. Gene Ontology annotation, cellular component: endoplasmic reticulum; neuronal cell body.
CCUAAACAUCCGGAAGAGCGACGUGCUGACGGUGCUGGACGGCGAGGACCUGACAGGCCGGGUGCUGGGGCAGUACAUGGGUGCCCACCCCCGCUUCCGCCUCUACACCUCGGCCAGCGCCGCCACCCUGCAGUUCCAGUCGGACCCCAGCGACCCCCUCUUCGGCCUCAGCCAGGGCUUCCUCAUCCGCUUCUCUGAGGUGCCCCGGAACGACACAUGCCCGGAGCUGCCAGAGGUGGAGUUUGGCUGGCGCACGGCCUCGCACGCAGCUGCCAUCCGGGGCACGGUGCUCACCUACCAGUGCGAGCCGGGCUACGACAUCGUGGGCUCCGACAUCCUCACCUGCCAGUGGGACCUGGCCUGGAGCAACAGCCCCCCCACCUGCCAGAAGAUCGUGAACUGCGCUGACCCGGGGGAGAUCGGCAAUGGGAAGCGAAGUGUCUCAGACCGACGCUUUUCCAUUGGCUCCCAUGUCCAGUACUUCUGCCACGAGGGCUACGUGGUGGAGGGGAGCAGCACCCUGACCUGCUACAACCGCGACACUGGAACCCCCAAAUGGAGUGACCGCGUCCCCAAGUGUGUCUUGAAGUAUGAGCCGUGUCUGAACCCCGGCGUGCCCGAGAACGGCUACCAGACGCUCUACAAGCAUCACUACCAGGCGGGCGAGUCACUGCGUUUCUUCUGCUACGAGGGAUUUGAGCUCAUCGGGGAGGUGACCAUCACCUGCGUCCCGGGGCACCCAUCCCAGUGGACCAGCCAGCCACCCCUCUGCAAAGUGGCGUAUGAGGAGUUACUGGAUGACCGGAAGCUAGAAGUCACCCAGACGACAGACCCCUCCCACCAGAUGGAGGGGGGUAACAUCGCCUUGGCUAUCUUCCUGCCAAUCAUCCUGGUCAUUCUCCUGAUUGGCGGCAUUUACGUCUAUUACACCAAGUUCCAGGGCAAGUCCCUGUUCGGCUUCUCGUUCUCCAGCUCCCACAGCUACAGGCCCAUCACCGUGGAGUCCGACUUCAGCAACCCGCUCUACGAGGCUGGGGACACCAGGGAAUACGAAGUGUCCAUCUGACGGGGCCGUGUCCCCCGUCCGGAGCGAGGGGGCGUCUUGCAGAAGGAAAGAGACGACGUGGGGGGGUGAAGGGGGGGCAGCGCGUGGCGGAGGGGCCAUGUCCUAUCUCUCUGCUCACGCCAUCCCAGAAUGCCUUGCUCCCCCCCACCUCCCCUCCCACUUUGUACAUAUCCAGGUCCAUGUGCCAACUCACAGUUUUCUGCUUCGGUAAUUAAUUAAUUUAUAACCCCGUCCCCAGUUAUUUAUUUAUUUAUUUA